Molecule: messenger RNA, 1655 nt
Organism: Mollisia scopiformis
Lineage: Eukaryota; Fungi; Ascomycota; Leotiomycetes; Helotiales; Mollisiaceae
Exons: 1
Coding region: 155-1555 (466 amino acids)
Biological process (GO): mRNA splicing, via spliceosome
Cellular component (GO): U2-type spliceosomal complex
Source: RefSeq, a predicted model, not a curated record
AUUCGACAUUCACCAACAAACCGAUUUCUCCUCACAUAGAGAUUCCUACGACAGCGAUAAUCUCUCAGGAGACGACUGUGAAAAUACUUCGCUCCAUCCCCUACUAUCUCUAUUGUUCCUUCCAUCCUGUGGCCUGAAAUAAACAACCGCGAAAAUGGGUGGCGAUCUCAACUUGAAGAAAUCAUGGCAUCCCGUGCUCAUGAGCAAUCAGAGGCGGGUGUGGGAAGAAGAGAAGAAAGCCCUCGAUGAACGCAAAAGAACCGAACAGCGUAUCAAAGAACUGAAGGAAGAGCGAGCGAAGGAGGAGAUUCAAGCAAAGCUUGAAGCAGCAGGCAGCCGAAAACGUGUUGAUCGAGUCGACUGGAUGUAUCAAGGCCCAUCGAGUGGACAAGCUGGUACUACUGAGGAAAUGGAAGGUUACUUGCUUGGAAAGCGACGUAUUGAUGGCUUGAUUAAGGGCACCGAGCACAAGAAGUUGGAGAAGCAAGCCUCUGAGCAGAGUUUCAUGGCUCUGCAGAAUGCAAAUACUCUACGAGAUACGGCUGCUAAGAUUCGAGAGGAUCCGAUGUUGGCGAUCAAAAGGCAGGAGCAGGCUGCUUAUGAAGCUAUGAUGAAUGAUCCCAUCAAGCGAAGACAAUUACUUGCAGCUGCUGGCCAGGGCGAGGAGAAAAAGGAAAAGAAGGAAAAGAGACGACAUAGACAUCAUCACAGAGAUCGAGAUGGAGAGCGUGAUGAUUCUGAUGAGGAGCGACGACGAAAGCGAAGAAGGAGAGACGAGGAUGGACAUCGAUCGAGUCGAUCUGAGCACCGACGAAGAAGAUCACUCACACCAGAGGAUCGAGGUCGCCGCAGAUCAGACAGAGAUAGAGAUUAUGAGAGGGAGAGACGCAGAACCUCCUACUCCAGAUCCAUAUCUCCUCGACCACGAAGUAGUCGGGAUGAGCCACGUCGCCAAGGAAGAUCUGAUAGAGAUAGAGAGUACGUGAAGGAGAGACGCAGAAAUUCUUCCUCUCGGUCUGUUUCUCCACCUCCGCGAAAUAGUAGAGAGGAACCACCUCGUCGGGGUCGAAACAGACAUAGAGACGAAGAGUACGAUGAGAGAAACAGACGCAGGAAUACGUCGUCGAAGUCUGCUUCACCACGUCCACGACGAGAUAGCCCCGACAGACCACGUCGAUCAACCGAGAAUUUCCAUGAGCGUCCCAGAUAUCCGGAGAAUAUAUCAAAUGGUUACAACCGGAAGAGCGGUUUCAGACCGCAAAAUGGGACACGCCCAGAGGCAUCUGCUGAAGAUAAGGAGGCCGAAAAGCAACGAAAGCUAGCUGCAAUGCAACAAGAUGCCUCAAAGUUGGACAUCGAUCGAGAGAAGCGUUUGGCAGCACUUGCAGAGCAGGAGAGGGCUACUCGUGAAUUUGAGGAUAAAGCACGAGCCAAGUCCGCGAAGUAUGGAGACAAGGGUGACUUUGUUAAUGGUUUGCAUAGAAAGGCAGGAGAGAUCUCUUUGGCUGACCGGAUUGGACGUGGGAAGCAAGGCCUUAUGAAAGAUGAUCAUUGAUGGAGUCUAUGGCAGUUGUAGAAUUGUUGUGUCAUUGAGUUCAUAGUUCUACUGCAGACUAGCUUUGCUUCAGCAUUCAAUAGAAUAAGCAUAUUUGAAG